UUUCCUACUUAAUACUAAUCUUUUCUAAGUAAUAUGGCAUUAUUUGCUACCACACUAGUGUUCUAUUUUUUGCUUCUUGCUCCAAUUUUGAUUUAUUCCUCUCAUGUUGAAGAUCCUGAAUUAGUGGUCCAAGAAGUGCAAAAGAGCAUAAUUGAGAAUCAAAACAGAAGAAAAUUGGGUUAUUAUUCUUGUGGCACAAACAACCCAAUUGAUGAUUGUUGGAGAUGUGACCCAAAUUGGGAAAAUAACCGCAAACGUCUAGCUGAAUGUGCUAUUGGAUUUGGAAGACAUGCAAUUGGAGGUAAAGAUGGUAAAUAUUACAUAGUAAGUGACUCAAGUGAUGACCCUAUAAAUCCAAAACAAGGUACAUUAAGACAUGCUGUUAUUCAACAAGAGCCAUUAUGGAUUAUUUUCAAACAUGACAUGGUGAUUAAUCUAAAAAUGGAUCUUCUAAUGAAUUCCUACAAAACAAUUGAUGGUAGAGGAGUAAAUGUACACAUAGCUGAAGGACCAUGUAUUAGGAUACAACAAAAGAAUAAUAUUAUAAUUCAUGGUAUACAUAUUCAUCAUUGUGUAAGAGGUGGUAGUGGCUAUGUGAGUGAUUCACCUAAUCAUCGUGUGUUGAAAACAAGAUCAGAUGGUGAUGGGAUUACAAUUUUUGGUGGGAGGCAUAUUUGGGUGGAUCAUUGUUCUUUGUCUAAUUGUUUUGAUGGUUUGAUUGAUGUUGUUCAUGGAUCAACGGCUAUUACUAUUUCUAAUAAUUAUAUGACACAUCAUAAUAAAGUUAUGCUUUUGGGACAUAGUGAUUCAUUUGAUGAGGAUAAAAUUAUGCAAGCUACUAUUGCUUUUAACCAUUUUGGAGAAGGGCUUGGGGGAAGAAUGCCAAGAUGUAGGUUCGGAUACUUUCAUGUGGUGAACAACGAUUACACACAUUGGCAACAGUACGCAAUAGGCGGAAGUUCAUCCCCAACUAUUUUCAGUCAAGGCAACAGAUUUCUAGCUCCAGAUGAUGAUGACCACAAAGAGAUCACAAAGCACUUUGACUCAUCAAAGGGUGAAUGGCAGAACUGGAAUUGGAGGUCUGAAGGAGAUCUAAUGUUGAAUGGUGCAUUCUUCACGCCGUCUGGAGCAGGAGCAACUUCUUCGAGAUACGCCAAAGCCUCGAGUAUGUCAGCACGACCACCUAUGCUUGUGGCUUCAAUGACAGCAGGAGCUGGAGUUCUUAGAUGCAAAAAGGGUUAUCAAUGCUACUAGAUUGCUAAUAGUAUCCACUGCGCCAAGAAAAUGAGGAUUACCGAUAUCAAUUAGGACAAGUGACAUCCAUUCCCAUGAAGGUGAAUGUAGGAUAGAAGUGUGUGUUGUAAAGUAGUAGUAGUUACAAAUAUUAGAGAGCAAGUUUGUGCUGUUGUCUGUUGACAAAAAUAUGUAGUCCAUACGUAUAUUUGCGUUGCUUAAAAGACCACUGCCGUUUCAUCUAAAUAUGGAAAAAUUUGCCUCUGCACUAUUAGAAAACCUUUGGUCUUCAAACUAUACACAUCUUCAAAUUUGUUCAAAAUUCAAAAUUAUGCAAAGAAAUGGAGUGUGGGACAGA
Messenger RNA from Trifolium pratense (red clover), 1591 nucleotides. Its product is annotated as probable pectate lyase 5. Gene Ontology annotation, molecular function: pectate lyase activity. The record is from RefSeq and is a predicted model, not a curated record. Bases 34 to 1254 code for a protein of 406 amino acids. The transcript is spliced from 4 exons. NCBI's taxonomy places the organism in Eukaryota, Viridiplantae, Streptophyta, Magnoliopsida, Fabales, Fabaceae.